AUGGCUCUCAACUCUUCUUCCGAUAAGGUUAUCACACCCACAGAUGAUGAACUUCUACAACAAUUCCUCUACAACAAAAUUCAUAACAAACCUUUGCCCAAUCAUAUCACCAUUCUUGAACACGAUUUGUUCGGCACUGCAAAGAAUCCAUGGGAGAUUUGGGAAGAGUUCGGAACUUCCAACUCAAAUCGUGGAAAAGACUUAUACUUCUUUACAACCUUAAAGAAGAAAUCUGCAACUAGCUCGCGCGUAGUUCGCACUAUUGGACUUGGUAGAUGGGAAGGUGAAGAUUCUGGAAAAAAUAUAUUCGCCAAAGACAAGAACCAAAUCCUUGGCAUGAAAAAACGUUUUCGUUUUGAGAAGAGUGACACUUCUCAAGAUGGUGGAUGGAUUUUGCAUGAAUAUAGCCUCCACAAUUCUUUGAUAAGCAAUCCUUUGGACAAUAAUUAUGUUCUAUGCAGAUUUAGAAAGAAUUGCACUCACUUACCUGUAAGCAAAAAUAUCGUUGCACAAGAUAAACCAAGAAAGAUAGUCGUUCCUGAACCUGCGGCAAUCACCAUACCUGGUAAGAGAAAAUAUAUAAUUUAUGAAGAACCAACAAAAGAAUCAAAUGGUACUGUGGUUAAUACAAAGUCUCAUCGUAAGGAAAAAGAAAAAUAUGUGGAAUGGACAAAAGAGAACUUUGUUCUUGCACUCGAAGCACCCACCAAAUCUGAGAACAAUAACGUUUGGUUGAAGGAAAAUAUUGACCAAAAUCCAAAUAAUCAACUAAACAAUGGGAAAAACAAGAUUGAAGAUGAUGGUGAUGUCAAUACAAGCAAAGAAGAAGAUGGUGAUGCUAUUAUGUCUUGGCCUGAGUUGUUUUCGUUGCAGCUGAGAGAGAUGAAUGAAGGAUGCUUGAUCGAAGAGGAAGAUGUUCCAAUGAUUUCCAAUCAGUUUUAUAAGGACUUAUUGUCGGAAAAUAUUAAUAUAAAUUAA
Medicago truncatula (barrel medic) is the source of this 978-nucleotide messenger RNA. Its product is annotated as NAC domain-containing protein 30. The coding region runs from base 1 to 978 and encodes 325 amino acids. Gene Ontology annotation, molecular function: DNA binding. The record is from RefSeq and is a predicted model, not a curated record. Gene Ontology annotation, biological process: regulation of DNA-templated transcription. The transcript is spliced from 4 exons. Lineage: Eukaryota; Viridiplantae; Streptophyta; Magnoliopsida; Fabales; Fabaceae.